This is a messenger RNA of Plasmodium relictum, 1848 nucleotides long. Its product is annotated as conserved Plasmodium protein, unknown function. Bases 1 to 1848 code for a protein of 615 amino acids. The record is from RefSeq and is a predicted model, not a curated record. Lineage: Eukaryota; Apicomplexa; Aconoidasida; Haemosporida; Plasmodiidae. The transcript has a single exon.
AUGUGUGAAAAGGUAGAAAGCGGUUUAUUUUAUAAAGAUUGCAAUUUAUAUAUUGGUGAAUAUAUUCUACAAGAUAAAAUACAGAAGGAAGAUAAUUUAGAAAAGAGUAAAGAUGAUAUUAGUAAAAAGAAAAAUGAUUUACCAAAAGAAAUUUCAAAAAAUAUAUAUGAUGAAAAAGAUUUAUAUAAAUCAAAUAAAAAAAAUGAAGAAAUUGAUAAGGAAAAAAAUAACAAUGACAAUAAAAAUGAUAGUAAUAUAAUUUUUCAUGGUUAUGGAAAAUAUAUUAAGAAAAAUGAAAUUUUUGUGGGAGUUUUUGAAAAAAAUGCAUAUAGAAAAGGCAUAUGGAUAAAAUAUAAAAAUAUUCAUAAUUUGUUUUUUUAUAUGAAUAUACAUGAGAUGAUUUUAAAAGAAGAAAAGAACAUAAAUAUAGAAAACUUCAAAAAUUUAUUAUAUUUACCUUUAAAAGAAAUAAAUAUAUACAUUGGAGAAUUUGAUGAUAAUAUGUUUAAUGGAUUUUCUUUAUAUUAUUUCUAUCCUUUUUUAUAUGUUGGUUAUUUCAUAAAUAAUUCAAUGACUGGAUAUGGUUAUAUAUUUCAUAUUUCAUCCCUAAAUGAAAUUAAUUACUCAAAAAAAAAUAAUAUUUUUUCUUACAGUAAUUUAUUCAAUUAUUUGUUUGUAAGGGAAAUGAAAAGUGAGAAAAGUACAAACGUAAAAGACAGUAAAAAGAAAAAUGAGAAAAACAAAUUGGAGGAAGAAAGUGUAGCAGAAAUAAAAAGUGUAAAUGAGAGAAAAAAUGAAAAAAUAGAUAUACAAAACAACAAAAAUAGUGAUGAUAUUAAGGAUUCUGAAGAUGAUAAUUUACAAAGAAAAUUAUUAUUCGACAGAAUAUACGAACAAUUAGAAAAAAUGGUAAAAGAAAUAAACUACAAAGAAAGUAAUGAUAAUAAAAGUGAAAAAGAAAAAAAUAAAGAUAAGAAUAAUUUAAUAGACAAAAUUGAGAAAGACAUAUAUAAAAAUUUGAAAUUAAAUAUUAAAAAAAAAAACAGAAUAAAUAAAAUAAAAAAAAUUUUGCAAGAAAAUAAAAAAGAAAACUUCUUUGACAUUUUUAAUUAUAUUACUUAUGAUAAUUUAUUUUUUAAAGGUUUUUUUUAUAAAAAUAAAUUUUCUAAUAAUGAUAAGGAACAAACAAUAUACAAAAAUAUGUUUAUUCAGUUGUAUAAAGAUAAUAUUAUUAGUAAAAUAGAAAUGAUUAGAAAUAAUAUAUUGAAUGAUUUAAAGCCUGAUGAUAUACACAUUAGUGAGCAUAAUGAUUUGUACGUAUUCGAAAAAAAAAGAAAAAUUAUCCUUAAAAAAAAAAAAACUGAUAUUAAAAAUGAAGUAAGAUAUGAUAUCAGAAAUAAUAUAAAUGAAGAUAUAAAAGAAAAUUUAAUAUAUGAAAACUUAAAGAAUCUCGUUGACUGGACUAUAUUAAAAAAUAUUUUUGAAUUGACGUUAAAAAAUAAUAUUGAAUAUUUUAUAGAUGUAAUUACCGAUGAAAAAAUUUUUAAAUAUAAAAAUAAAUUUAGAGAAUUAAAUAUUGAAGAAAAAUACUUAAAUAAGGCUACAUUAAAUUUAAAUGGAUAUUUUCAAUUAGUUAUAUUAAAUUUUAAGUGUAAAGGUGAAAUACUUUUUAAUUUAAAUACAAGUAAAUGUAAUUUUCAAAAUAUAUAUAAAAUAAAGAUAUUUUUAGUCUCUUCUGAUAAAUCGUCUAUUAUUAAAUAUAACACAUUUAACUUAUAUUAUAUCUUUGUUUAUGUGAGAAACUUAGAUAAAAAAAACAAAAAUAAAAUAAAAAAAAAAAAAAAUUAA